Molecule: messenger RNA, 8005 nt
Organism: Heterocephalus glaber (naked mole-rat)
Lineage: Eukaryota; Metazoa; Chordata; Mammalia; Rodentia; Bathyergidae
Gene: Abca9
Product: ATP binding cassette subfamily A member 9
Biological process (GO): lipid transport; transmembrane transport
Cellular component (GO): membrane; intracellular membrane-bounded organelle
Molecular function (GO): ATP hydrolysis activity; lipid carrier activity; ABC-type transporter activity
Source: RefSeq, a predicted model, not a curated record
GCUCCCUUUUUGUUCCUUUUCUAUUUGCAAAAGAUCUAUCUCCCUGUUUUGUAAUACAUCUCUCUAUAUUUAUUCUCAUUAAAUUAUUUAUACUUUGAGUUUCCCAUUUAAGAAAAACCAUGUAAUAUUUAAGCAUGCAUGUCUAAUUUACGUUACUUCUCGAAGUUUAGUUAUUCUUUCAGAGGUACCUAGAAAAGAGAAAUUUCAGGGGUUUUUUGCAAAGAUGUAUUUAUUUUAUUCUUAUACAAUGAAUUAUAUAUUAGCUGGCAUAUCAUUCAGGCUCUGCCAAACCAACUCAAAAUUUUCUGGCAUAAAAUACUUAUUUUAUUUUAACUGUGUUUUCUUGUUUCAUUUCCGGCAUCUGGAUAUUUAUUUUUAAUCUUUGAAUUUGAUCUUUUUAUUGUAUCUUACUCAUUUUUGUUUUUUUGUCUUUGAUGAGGAAGUAGCCACAUUAGCAUAGUCUGGCAAUUCACAGGAAUCUUGCUGUUACAUUUUAAAGUCACACUGUAUUAUUUUGAAGCAGAUGAUAAUUUCAACUUUUUAAGUUUUAUACGGAGUACACUAGAAAACUGCAAAAAUAUUCAAGAAGUUAUAAUUAUGUAUUAUAGACAAUACUUUCAGAUGACUGAAUACAUCUUUGUCUGCAGUUUUCACUGUUGACUAAAAGGCUAACUACCCAAGCUUCUUAUAUUAAUAAUAAGUAGUUAAUUUCUAUGAAGGAAAACACCCCGCAAAAAUAUAACAUAUAUUGAUUCAAUCAAACAUCUGAAAAAGAUACAUGAUAGGAAAGAUUAGUGGCCAGAAAUACUGUGGAAUGAGGAAGGAGUUGAGAUUUCCCAGCAUUCUUAUUUAAGCUUUCUGCACAGGGAUUGACAUCCAGCAUAACAGGUAGUCACACGUUACAUUUUGACUCCAGCUGAAGCUGAGAAGAUAGUUAACGAGAGCAGUAUCUAAUUCUCUCAAACCCAGUGAUCCUUGUGUGGCACCUCUAACUCUUAACUAUAUAGCUUAUGAUGAUAUGUAAUUACAAUUGAUUGUGAUGUUCUUGCUGAAAUAAGGCAAGAAGAGAACCCUGUGUAAUAGACCUGCCCCAAGAUAGAAGAGAAGAAAUAAAAAAUAGGUAGAAAGGGAACAAGGAAAAUUGUAAUUUUCAAAUGGUAAUUUUAAGAAAAAAUGCAGCUUCGGAAACAAAAGUUACUCCAGCCUUUUUCCCUUUCAGGAACCAUAAAAAAAAUCCUAAGCGUCUUUAGGACACAAUAAACCUGUAAAUUGUGGUCUGGGCCCAUGAUUUUCACCUAUAAAUUGCCCGUCCUUCUACAGACCUCCAUCCUCAAGGACGCAGCAAUAUUAGUGGGUAGCAUAUCUCAACCUAAAACACACAUAAAUGAUUUGUAUUCUAAUAUAGCCUGCCAGUGAGUAACCUGACAGGGGGAAUAUACAUCCUAGAACACUCAUCUUAAAGAAACCCCUAAGACCACGUGCAUAGUCCUAGCUCCAGACCCUAAUGUUCCUCUCAUGAUCUUGUACUCUAUUUUCUGAGUGUAUGCCUUUAAAAUUCUGCCUAGUAAACCUCUUUAUGCCUCUCAUGACACAUCUUGAAAAUUCUUUUUCUGUGACAGAAGUCAGCAACACUACAAUCUACCCGCCAGGUGGGGUGAGUUGGGUUCCACAUCCUCUUCUUGGAGGACCUCCUCAGCCCCUGCCCAGUGAUUUUCUUUUAUUAAUUCAAAGCUGGUGAAUGUAAGCAGAAAACAUAAAAUCAUAUUCAGGCACUGAACAAAUUACCAUUAAUAAAGUGAAUGAAAUAGCAAAAUUAUUAUGAAAUUGAGCAAUAGACAUGUCAAUUUGUGACCAGAUGGUGGGUCUCAGGGGAAUUCUUUCCAGGUUGUUGGUGCCCUAAACAAAAACUUGGAUAAGACACACAGAAAAGGUAGUGGGGAUGUACAUUUAUUAAAAGUGGAAAAGAAGGUCUCUCUGCAGAAUGAGAGCAGGCUGGUGAACAGACUCACAGCCACAACAAGGGUAAGGAAAAGGGGUCUUUUGUAUCUGGAAUUCUUGGAUUGGCUUCUCCCUUGUGCAAAUAAGACAGUGGGGCAGGUGUCCUACCAAAAACUCACUUGGCCUGGCAUCAAGUUUAAACUGCCCUGUGGAAAGACUUGCUUAACUUCAUGCCAGUUGUAAAUAAAACACUGAAAGUAACAUUUUCUGAUUGGUUCUGUAUACUGUGCUCAGGAGCUGCUGAGUCAUCAUGGAUCCUGUGUUUGGCACAUGUGUCCUGGGUCUCCAUGAAUUUGGCAGAUUUUUGCUGGUCAAAAUGAGCAAGAGACACAUAUGCGUGCAUCAACAAAUGUGGACUCUUCUCUGCAAGAACUGCCUUAAAAAGUGGAGAAUGAAAAGAGAGACCAUGUUGGAAUGGCUUUUAUCAUUUCUUCUAGUACUGUUUGCAUUCCUAUUUUCUUCCAAUUUACAUCAAGUCAAUGACUCUUCCCAAAUACCUGCGAUGGAUCUAGGACGUGUAGAUAGUUUCAAUGAUUCUAAUUAUAUUAUUGCAUUCGCACCCGAAUCCAAAACCACCCAAGAGAUAAUGAGCAAGGUAGCUUCAGCUCCAUUCAUGAAAGGAAGGACAAUCAUGGGAUGGCCUGAUGAAAAGAGCAUGACUGAACUGAAUUUAAAUUAUUCAACAGAUGCAGUGAGAGUUAUCUUUAAUGAUAUGUUCUCAUAUCAUUUGAAAUUUUCUUGGGGACAUAGAAUCCCUAAGAUCAAGGAACACAAAGACCAUUCAGCUCAUUGUCAAGCAGUGGAUGAAAAAAUCACAUGUGAAAGUUCAAUGUUUUGGGAGAAAGGUUUUGUAGCUUUUCAAGCUGCCAUUAAUGCUGCUAUCAUAGAAAUCGCAGUGAAUCAUUCAAUAAUGGAAGAGCUGAUGUCAAUUACUGGUGUAAAUAUGAAGAUACUGCCUUUUAUUGCUCAAGGAGGAAUUACAACUGAUUUUUUCAUUUUCUUCUGCAUUAUUUCUUUUUCUUCAUUUAUAUAUCAUUUGUCAGUCAAUGUUACACAAGAAAGACAAUACAUUAAAUCACUGAUGACAAUGAUGGGACUUCGAGAAUCAGCAUUCUGGCUUUCCUGGGGCUUCAUGUAUGCUGGCUUCAUCCUUGUCAUGGCUGUUUUGAUGGCUCUUAUUGUAAAAUCUACCCAAAUUGUUGCGUUAACUGGCUUCAUGGUGGUCUUCAUUCUCUUUUUCCUCUAUGGCUUGUCUUUGAUAACUUUGGCUUUCUUGAUGAGCAUGUUGAUAAAGAAACCUCACCUCACUGGUUUGGCCGUAUUUCUGCUUAUCAUUUUUUGGGGCAGCCUGGGAUUCACUGCCUUGUACAGACAUCUUCCUGCAUUUUUGGAAUGGAUCUUAUGUCUUCUUAGUCCAUUUGCUUUCACUGCUGGAAUGGCCCAGCUUAUACAUUUGGACUAUGAUGUGAAUUCUAAUGUCCAUUUGGAUGCUUCAAACAACUCAUUCAUAAUAAUAGCUACUCUUUUUAUGCUGGUUUUUGACGCUCUUCUCUAUUUGAUAUUGACAUUAUAUUUUGACAAAAUUUUGCCCACCCAAUAUGGACAGCGACAUUCUGCCAUGUUUUUCCUAAAGUCCCCUUUUUGGUGUAAAUAUCAAAGAACUGAUCAUGCGGUACUUGAGAAUGAAAUAGAAUCUGAUCCUUCAUCCAAUGACUCCUUCGAACUAGUGCCUGCAGAAUUCCAUGGAAAAGAAGCCAUCAGAAUCAAAAACCUUAAAAAAGAAUAUAAAGGACAGUGUGAAAAAGUAGAAGCUUUGAAAGGUCUGGUACUUGACAUAUAUGAAGGCCAGAUCACUGUCCUCCUUGGUCACAGCGGAGCUGGGAAAACCACCUUGUUAAACCUGCUUAGUGGACUGUCACUCCCAACAUCAGGUUCUAUCACUAUCUAUAAUCACACACUUUCAGAAAUGGCUGACUUUGAAACUGUCAGCAAGCUCAUCGGAGUUUGUCCACAGUCCAAUGUACAAUUUGGCUUUCUCACCGUGAAAGAAAAUCUCAGGUUGUUUGCUAAAGUAAGAGGGAUUUUGCCACAUGAAGUGGAACAAGAGGUACAGCAAAUUCUACGGUACUUAGAGAUGGAAAAUAUUCAGGACAUUCUUGCUGAAAAUUUAAGUGGUGGUCAAAAAAGGAAACUAACUUUUGGGAUUGCCAUUUUAGGAGAUCCUCAGGUUUUGCUAUUGGAUGAACUAACUGCUGGAUUGGAUCCUCUUUCAAGGCACCACUUAUGGAAUUUCCUGAAAGAGAGGAAAUCAGACAGAGUAAUUCUCUUCAGUACCCAGUUUAUGGAUGAGGCUGAUAUCUUAGCUGAUAGGAAGGUAUUGAUAUCCCAUGGCAGGCUGAAGUGCGCUGGUUCUUCUCUGUUCCUGAAGAAGAGGUGGGGUAUUGGCUACCAUUUAAGUUUGCAUCUGAAUGAAAUGUGUGAUCCAAAGAGUGUCACGUCACUGGUUAAACAGCACAUCCCUGAUGCCAAAUUAACAGAGCAAAGUGAAGAAAAACUUGUUUAUAUUUUGCCUUUGGAAAGGACAAACAAAUUUCCAGACCUUUACAGGGAUCUUGAUAGAUGUCCUAACAAAGGCAUUGAGAAUUAUGGUGUUUCCAUGACAACUUUGAAUGAGGUGUUCCUGAAGUUAGAAGGAAAAUCAACUAUUGAUGAAUCAGAUAUUGCAAGUUGGGGACAAUCACAAAGUGAUGAGAUAAAAGACAUGGCAAGCCUUGUUGUGCUGGAACAAGUUUUGUCGUCCCUCCAUGUAAAAAGGAAAAUAGCAGGUGGCAUGGCACUCUGGAGGCAGCAGCUCUGUGCAAUAGCAAAAGUUCGCUUUCUGAAGUUAAAGAAUGAAAGAAAAAGCCUGUUGGCCAUAUUAUUGCUUUUUGGGAUUAGCUUUUUCCCUCAACUCCUGGAACACUUAUUCUAUGAAUUAUAUCAAAAAAGUUACUCUUGGGAGCUAUCUCCAAAUAUAUACUUCCUCUCACCAGGACAACCUCCACAGGAUCCUCUGACUCAUUUACUGGUCAUCAAUAAAACAGGAUCCAGCAUUGAUAACUUUAUACAAGCACUGGGGCGACAGAACAUAGCGUUGGAAGUGGAUGCCUUUGGAAUUAGAAAUGGCACAGAGGAGCUGUCUUACAAUGGAGCCAUCACAGUGUCAAGGGAUAAAGAGGAUCACAGAUUUUCAAUAGCCUGUAAUACUAAGAGGCUAAAUUGUUUUCCUGUCCUCAUUGAUAUUAUCAGCAAUGGGUUACUUGGAACAUUUAAUUCUACAGAACACAUUCAGACAGAUAGAAGCACAUUUUUUGCAGAACAUAUGUCUUAUGACUAUGGGUACCUGAGCAGCGCCUUCUUCUGGAUACCACUGGCUGCCUGUUUCACUCCUUACAUUGCCAUGAGCAGCAUUGACGACACUAAAAAAAAAGUUCACUCCCAGCUAUGGAUUUCAGGCCUGUAUCCUUCAGCUUACUGGUUUGGACAGGCACUGGUGGAUAUUCCCCUCUACUUUUUGAUUCUCCUUCUGAUGCAAAUAAUGGAUUAUGUUUUUAGCCCAGAAGAGAUUAUAUUCAUAAUUCAAAACCUGUUAAUCCAGAUCCUGUGUAGCAUUGGAUAUGUCUCAUCUCUUGUUUUCUUGACAUAUGUGAUUUCAUUUAUUUUUCGCAAUGGCAGAAAAAAUAGUGGCAUUUGGUCAUUUUUCUUCUUAACUGUCACCAUCUUCACAAUAGUUGCUACUGAUCUAAGUGAAUAUGGAUUUCUGAGGCUAUUUUUCUGCACUAUAUUAAUACCACCCUUCACACUGAUUGGUUCUCUAUCCAUGUUUUCUGAGAUUUCUUAUGACUCUGCAGAUUACUUAGGAACUUCAGAAUCUCAAGUAGUAUUUCUGGCAUUGCUAAUACCUUACUUCCAGUUUUUCAUUUUCCUUUUUGUUCUACGAUGUCUGGAAGGACACAUUAGGAAGAAAUCGUUGCAAAAGGACCCUGUGUUCAGAAUUUCUCCAAGAAGCAGUGAUGUUUUUCCAAACCCAGAAGAACCUGAAGGAGAAGAUGAAGAUGUUAACAUGGAAAGAGUAAGAACAACAAAUGCUAUGGCCGUCUUGGAUGAGGAAGAGAAACCAGUUAUCACUGCCAGCUGUCUCCGGAAGGAAUAUGCAGGCAAAAAGAAAAAUUGCUUUUCCAGAGGGAAGAAAAAAAUUGCCACAAGAAACGUCUCUUUCUGUGUUAAAAAAGGUGAAGUUGUAGGGCUUUUGGGACACAACGGAGCUGGUAAAAGUACAAUGAUUAAAAUGAUAACUGGAGAUAUAAAACCAACUGCAGGGCAGGUGAUUUUGAAAAGGAGCAGUGAAGGGGACACCCAGGAGUUCUUGGGGUACUGUCCUCAGGAGAAUGUGCUGUGGCCCAACCUGACAGUGAGGGAACACCUGGAAGUAUAUGCUGCUGUGAAAGGGCUGAAGAAAAGGGAUGCCACGGUCACCAUUACACAGUUGGUGGAAGCCCUCAAGCUGCAGGACCAGCUGAAGACACCUGUGAAGACCUUGUCAGAGGGAAUAAAGAGAAAGCUGUGCUUUGUGCUGAGCAUCCUGGGAAACCCAUCAGUGGUGCUUCUGGAUGAGCCAUCCACUGGGAUGGACCCCGAGGGCCAGCAGCAGAUGUGGCAGGCAAUCAGGGCCACCUUUAGACACGCGGAGAGGGGCGCCCUCCUGACGACCCAUUACAUGGCGGAGGCCGAGGCUGUUUGUGAUCGCAUAGCCAUCAUGGUGUCCGGGAGGCUGAGGUGUAUCGGUUCCACCCAACACCUAAAGAGUAAAUUUGGCAAAGACUACCUGCUGGAGAUGAAGGUGAGGACCCUCACGCAGGUGGAGCCCCUCCAUGAAGAGAUCCUGAGGCUCUUCCCCCAGGCUGCUAGGCAGGAAAGGUACUCCUCUCUGAUGGUCUACAAGUUGCCUGUUGAAGAUGUACAACCUUUAUCACAGACUUUCUCCAAAUUAGAGAUCGUUAAACAGAGCUUUGACCUGGAGGAGUACAGCCUCUCGCAGUCCACCCUGGAGCAGCUUUUCCUGGAGCUCUCCAAAGAGCAGGAACUGUAUGACUUUGAAGAGGAACUGGAUCCCUCUGUGAAGUGGAAGCUCCUCCCACAGGAGGAGCCCUAAAGCUUCAUGCUCUGCUUCUCUUAAAGCUCAUGACACUUUUUACGACAAUGUUCUAUGGCACUACUAGGCCUUAUCUCAGAUAUGGCACAAAUUACUUUUGAAACUCAUGUGCUAAUUUUUUUCAAUAAUAUAGUGGGGCUGGUGGAUAAAGUUAGGGCACUGAAGCCUGAGAUUAGACCAUGCCACCCAGCCACAUCCCAUUUUAUAGGGUUAUUUAAACCAGCAUUCAUGAUAUAUUUGUUUAUGUGUCUGAGGAUGAUACAAAGACCACUUACUUUUCUUUCCAUGAACUUAAAAUAUUGAAUAUUUUCUUAUCUUUUUUGUUAAGUGUACAAUCAGACAUAAUACUGACAUUAAGGGAAAGAGAUUACCUAAUGGCACAGAUUUUGCUUUUUGUAAUUUUCAUUUUUUUAAGCAGUUCUUAGUUCUCUGAUUCUUUUUUUAAAUCAUUUUCAGAUUUUAGCUUGUAGAAUAUUGUUUUUUCUAUUGUGACUAUGAAAGGAAUUUGAAAUCUGUUAAGAUACAUGUUUGCAAUAUAAAUUUGAAUGUUCCAAGUUAAUGGGACAUAUUAUGAUGUAUUGUUACGUGCAAACUUGAAACCUUCCAUAUAUAUAUAUAUAUGAGAUGAAAGGUUGUACUUUUCUGUUACAGACUAAAACUUCAUUAUUUCAUUGGUCUUAAUUUACCAUACCUAUAUAUAGUAUGACCUAUACCACUAACCCUAAGCCUAACCAUGUAAUACCUUAAAAUGUGUUACACCUGACCAUGUAACACCUUGAAAUCAAUACAAUAAAUUGUACAUUUAAUGUAGUACCA